AUGAAGGCGCUAACAGAUGACAAGAUUAUUGCCGUUGGUGUCUGUGGCAGGGGCGGCAUUGGAAAGACAAGCAUGGUGAGACAUGUAGCUGCACAAGCCUGCAGAAAUGGUACUUUUAACCAUUGGAUUAUGGCUGUCGUAUCCCAAAACCUUGACUUGAAAAAAAUUCAAGGUACAUUGGCAGAUUUGUUGGGCAUCAAAUUCGUUGAGAAGACAGAAGAUGGAAGAGCCGCUAGGUUGCAUAACGAGAUAAUGAAAAAAGAAAAACUCCUGAUAAUUGUGGACGAUGUUUGGGAGAGAACAGAGUUGUCAAAGAUAGGGAUUCCCACCUACAAUGAGCUUCAAAAGUGCACGUCCAAAGUGCUACUCACCACAAGAAGAUUGAAUGUCUGUCAUGCCAUGAAGUGCCAUAAACAGAUCAGUCUCAAAGCUCUCUCAGAUCAAGAUUCUUGGACCUUGUUUGUGAGAAAUGCAAGACGAUCGUUUGAAUUGCCCACUUUCAUGAAUGUAGCGAAGAAGGUAGCUGGAGAAUGUAAGGGUCUACCGAUUGCACUGAUAGCAGUUGCAAGGGCACUCGGAGAUAAGGACUUGGCAGAAUGGGACAAAGCAGCACAACGACUAGAGAAGUCGCAAAGUGCCAACCCUGACCACAAGGAAGAUGCAUUUAAAUGUAUGAAAUUAAGCUAUGAUUACUUGAAAGAUGAGGAGUACAAGUCAUUCUUCUUACUCUGUUGUUUAUUCCCAGAAGAUUAUGAUAUCCAAAUAGAAGACUUGUUUAGGUAUGCAAUCGGGAUAGGAUUGUUUCGAGAUGCUGAGACAAUAUAUGAAGCGAGAGGAACAGCAUAUACAGUGGUCAAGUACUUGAUAGAUUCUAGCUUGCUUUGGAAAGUGAUCUACCAUAUAGACGUGUAA
Molecule: messenger RNA, 912 nt
Organism: Fragaria vesca subsp. vesca
Lineage: Eukaryota; Viridiplantae; Streptophyta; Magnoliopsida; Rosales; Rosaceae
Product: disease resistance protein At4g27190-like
Exons: 1
Coding region: 1-912 (303 amino acids)
Molecular function (GO): ADP binding
Source: RefSeq, a predicted model, not a curated record